CCAUGUCUCUUUCCAUACUUGGCAUAAACAAUGGAAAGAGGACGCGAGAGGGCCAGUCCCACCGUUCAGCGCGAUGCGCGGUUCCUACUCUCAUCUCUCUCUAGGGUUUCUUGAUCGGUAUCCCUCGAAUCAUCGUCGACUUGCGUAAUCGGCAGGUGGAUUUCCGUUGCGGUCAUUCGAUCCCUACUCAGCUCCGAUCUCGAGGUGUUUCACCGGUGGUAGCUUGACGAUUGUUUCCCCACUUCAUUUUCUAUGAUCGGAGUCUUGUUGGUUAGGAUCCGCCUUUGGUUUGGCCCUAAGUUGCUAAGUUUUCGCCGAUAAUGACGAUGGGGUCGAUCGGAGUUCUUGUUUACAAGUGCCAUUUUUAAUGGAUUUAUCGUCGUCGUAAUAAGAUUGCCAUUCGAUUCUGAGCUUAUUCCCACCCCUUAUUGAACGAGGUGUUGACUCAGUGUUGCCGAUGGAUCAGACUGCAAAGAUGGAAAGCCACCUGUCAUCAGCCGCGGCUUUUGUGGAAGGAGGCAUCCAGGAUGCUUGUGAUGAUGCUUGCAGCAUAUGUCUAGAAGCUUUUUGCGACAGUGACCCUUCCACGGUUACUAAUUGCAAGCACGAGUUCCAUCUACAGUGCAUUCUCGAAUGGUGCCAGAGAAGCUCUCAGUGUCCAAUGUGUUGGCAGACUAUUGGUUUGAAAGAUCCAACCAGCCAAGAGCUAUUAGAGGGCGUAGAGCGUGAAAGGAGCAUAAGACUUAACCAUGCACGCACUGCUGCUAUUUUUCAUCAUCCGGCACUUGGUGAUUUUGAGUUGCAACAUUUGCCUGUUGGUGGAAGUGAUGCUGAACUUGAAGAGCGUAUUAUCCAGCACUUAGCCACUGCUGCUGCCAGGGGAAGAGCACAUCACAUUGCUAGAAGAGGAUGGGUUAGAUCAGAAUCUCAAGGCCGCCCACAAUAUUUGGUUUUCUCUACUAAUCAGAAUUCACCAUCAGUAGGCUUUGAACCUACUUCCCCUGCCUUAGGAGGGGAAAAUGAAUCACCUCGUGCAGUAGUUGCUGUUAAUCCAUCAAUUUCAACUACUACUCCGGGAAGGGAAUCCACCGAAGUUACCAGUGACUUCCAAGCUCAAGUUAACCAGACUCCAUUGUCGGCUUCAAGAGACAGCGAUAAUACAAACAGACCUAGUAUUUCAACCCUCAGGAAUCUAACUGGCCAGUAUUCGUUUAAUCAAGACAGACCAGGACCCUCUGAGUUGCAAUCUCUAUCAGAAACUCUGAAAUCUCGCUGGAAUGCUGUCUCAAUGAGAUACAAAGAAUCUAUAGCUAGGAAUACCCGAGGAUGGAGGGAGCGACUAUUUUCACGUAAUAGUUCUGUUGCAGAUAUUGGUUCUGAAGUCAGAAGAGAAGUCAGUGCUGGAAUUGCUAACUCGUCACGAAUGGUGGAACACUUGGACACAAGAGAAAGUAGAACCACGAAUUCGACUGCGUCACCCAGUGCUGAAGUAAAUGCAGUUGCGGAACCAAGAAAUGAGGGUGUUAGUGGCAGUCAAGCUAACACCUGUGUGAAUAGUAGCGCUUCAUCCACAUCUUGUGCUGCAACUUCUGGUUCCAACUAAGUUUUGUGCAUUAUCGUUCUCUUUGAGUUGGCCCCAUUAUUUAGUAUGUACAUUUCUGCUGUUUGUGCAUUAAGUACUAUUUAUCGCAUAAAUAGUUAAACAAAGAUGAUAAGGCUUAUAUGCAGUCAAAUUUUCAUUA
Molecule: messenger RNA, 1742 nt
Organism: Zingiber officinale
Lineage: Eukaryota; Viridiplantae; Streptophyta; Magnoliopsida; Zingiberales; Zingiberaceae
Product: E3 ubiquitin-protein ligase RHF2A-like
Exons: 8
Coding region: 458-1603 (381 amino acids)
Molecular function (GO): ubiquitin-protein transferase activity
Source: RefSeq, a predicted model, not a curated record